AUGAAAUCGAUGUGGUUUUAUAUGACUGUAGUCGGUUUCGGUUUGCUGAUAUUCACUAAGUCGGAAGCAGUUCAAAAACGCCGUGACAGUAGCAAAUACGACAUUAGUUUUUAUGAUCUGCGCACGAACAAAACGUUCAGCUACCCUAUAGUGUCAUUCGGUCCGGAGGAUGAUCGCACCAGGAAUGAACAACCGGUUGGGAACACGUGCUACUGUCAAGGGUUACUAUGCGGAUGCUGCAUGGGAAUGAAGAUCGAUCAACUAAAUUUCAAUCAACAUUUUUGUACUAAUCUGGCUUACGAACCGUACGAAUUUGCUAUCAACGUGCAGGUGCUGAUGAAUCAAAGCAGCAUCUAUCAGAAUUCGUUUUCGGCCAAAAAUCCUCCACCUGCAUGUCUGCCCGUUCCGAUUCCUUACAUUCCCCUGAACGCCGAUCUAUGUCUGAAGCUGUUCGACAUUUAUACUCCCCGACAGAAUCUUCACGCCUGCAUGGAUAUCGAGGCACGCGUUUGGAGAUUUCCGCUGCUGAUUCUGCACUUCGAGUGCAUGCGAAUGGGACAGGAUGGGUUUAUCUUUCUCAAACCGGAGGACGGUGAUGGAUUUACGGAGACGGUCGCUCCAGACGUAUACGAUGAAGUUGACGAUUUGAAAAGUCAACUUGGAAAGGAAAAUAAAACAAACAGUUGAAAUAAAUU
This is a messenger RNA of Malaya genurostris, 695 nucleotides long. RefSeq lists its product as uncharacterized. The transcript is spliced from 2 exons. The record is from RefSeq and is a predicted model, not a curated record. The coding region runs from base 1 to 687 and encodes 228 amino acids. NCBI's taxonomy places the organism in Eukaryota, Metazoa, Arthropoda, Insecta, Diptera, Culicidae.